Messenger RNA from Paramormyrops kingsleyae, 5873 nucleotides. RefSeq names its product lysyl oxidase-like 3a (gene loxl3a). Gene Ontology annotation, cellular component: membrane. Lineage: Eukaryota; Metazoa; Chordata; Actinopteri; Osteoglossiformes; Mormyridae. Gene Ontology annotation, molecular function: copper ion binding; protein-lysine 6-oxidase activity. The record is from RefSeq and is a predicted model, not a curated record. Gene Ontology annotation, biological process: collagen fibril organization; peptidyl-lysine oxidation.
ACUUCACUUUAUUGCUGCAUAGCGUUGCAGGAAUGUAACUUUUAAGUAUUUGCUGAUAUAAAUUCAAAUGGUGACCUUUUUUUUGGCCAUGCAGUGUAUUUCACUGUGAGCAAGUGGUGCUGUUACAGUUUACUGCCAGUAGGGGGUGUCGUUAGCGUCAGCAGCAGCUGAAUUUAACAUUGUCAUUCUUUUUACCUGUUAUAGUUUUCCAAAUGCAAUAUAUUUUGUGAGUUGGAUUUCUUGCAAAUUAAAGUGUAAAAUUCAGAUUCGAUUAACAUGUUCUUUAAAUGCAUGUAGAUGGAGUUUUUUUAAUUCAGAUGUGACUGUUGACAUCACUGGGGAAUUGGCAAGGGAGUUUGGGAAAUUCAGAUUCCAUUCCAGUCAGACGUGACUCUGGCUAAAACAUGCAAAGUGCUCUGAGGAGAGGGGUGCUAAAAAUUACUUGCUUCAAUCCUAUUUACAGUAACACAAAAACACUAUUAUUCAUUGGCAUUUCCACGGUGUUUAAAUGCUGUGAUCAUUCUCAAUAGAUUUUAAAAAGUUUUAAUGUUAUUUGCCAAAGAACCUUUUGCAUGCAAACAUCCAUCAGUCUAUCCAUCCAUCUUCUAACCUCUUAUUCUGCUCGGGGGGGUCAUUUCAGGUCUUUUGUAAACAUGAGUUCCAGAGAAAAUAUUUUUUUUUAACCUCUGGGUUGAUUAAAAGUUGAGAGAGCUUUUAUUGCCGUACAGCGAGGUUCAGUGUGUGGUUCCUAGAAUUACAAAAGUAAAUAUUACCUCAGAAACAUUUACACAUUUACCCAAAAUGCAGUUAUGAAACGUGGAAUGUGCAGGAAUGCGUGUGUGUGUACGUCUGGCCAUGUACACAACAGCAAUAUGCUUUCAUGUUAAGGUGCAAUGGAUAAAUCAGAAAGUGCUUGCAGUCCAAUAGUACAGUGAGUAAUGUACAGUAUGAGAUGAAUAUUGACUGUGAGCUAAGUAUUUACAGUCCAUGAUGUAAUAAAUAAUAACCAGUACUGUGAGUGAGUCUUGGUAGAAUUGGCUGAUUGCCUGAUUUAGAUUGCUACUGGCUUUUGGAUAGAAACUGAACCUCAUCCGGAUAGCGUGGGCUUUGGUUCUCUUGUAGCGCCUACCAGAGGCCAGAGGAUGAAGAGGUGAUGCCUGGGGUGUGUGGGAUCGCUGGAGAUGGUGGUCGCUCUGCUGAGGCACCGGCUGCUGUAACUGUUCUACACUGAGGGCAGUGGCACAGUGAUAAUUCUCUAGGCACCGCUGCGGACUCCCUGCAGGGCUUCUCUCUCUGGUCCCUGCACUCUGCAGCUGGUAUGUACCAUGCUGAGAUGCAGUAGGUGAGAAUGCUCUCCAUGCUCGAUGUGGCAAGCAGGUUGGAAAAGGUUGGGCCAGUCCCCAUAGGUAGACAGUAAAAUCCCCUAAACUCCAUGGAGCAAAGCCAACACAUGCAACUUUAACGAUCCCAAAGGGGAAAUUCUUCAUAAGGUAUAUAAUGGACAGUAUACACUCAGCUGACCCCAUUUAAUCACCAAUGGUAAUAAGGUGCAGGUUUACUUAAUGAAUGACCUUGUCACAUGGGUUCACCUUGCCACAUCUCGUCUUCCAAAAAGACAAUAAUAUUUGGUAACAGGAUGUUUUUGUCAUCCAAUGGUCCAUGGAUUUCGAAUUUAAAUGGGAUACAAAUAUAUUAAAUAUCACAAAAAAUAAAAUUACAACGGCCAUAGCCUAUUCCACAUGAAUGAACCCAGGUAAUAGUCCUACUGCACUGUUCCCAGUAGCCCCCUACUGGUGAGUCAUCGUUAGUACAAUCACCUUCUACGUUACGCCGCGUCGGUGCAUGAAAAAUGCGUUAAAGUUGACGAGUUUUUAAUGGUCAUGGAUACGUUAUUGCGUUAAACGGUGAACCAGUUGCCCUGCAAAGUUUUGACUCUGAAAUUCUCUGUAGUUGUCUCUAAAUUUCUGAACAAUCAAGGAAAUAAAAAUCAUAGAUAAAAUGAAAGAAGUAAAAUAUAUCAUACUCCCAUUAACAAGUGAUAGUGUAAUUGUAAGUAUAGGAAAACAUUUAGUUAGUCAUAGUAUGAGUCGUUUCGCUGCAUCGACCACUAUGGGAUAGGGUCCAGGUUCCCCCACUGGAUAGGCUAUUGGAAGAUGGAUGGAUGAAUUCAAUAGUUUAGCAGGAAACAUCUACAGCCUCUAUUGGGUUUCAUAGGAGAGUAGCCUACGUAUCGAAUUAUGGGUGUGAGUCUCACCCUCUGAGACGACACAAUACGCAUCUAAAUGCAUAGGAUACAAAAAAGAUACAGAUACAGGAAAUGCAACGUUUCCAUAAGCUUAUAAUUCAACCACUGACUUGUGUCGUAAAACUCGUUUUCAUACAAACUAUUAUUUUGCAGCAGAAGGAUUUUGUGAAAGGUGAAUCCGUGUAAUUUCUGACAGGAAUGUGCAUUUAAUGCGUUAUAUAUCCAGGAGCGUUCCAAGCUCUCCGGGCCGAUGAAAAGGGGCAGUGUUUCUCUGGAAAGCCGCCCCCUUUGUAAGCCGUGCAGACGUCCGGGACUCAGUCAGACCCAGAGAAGAUACCGAAAGAUCCGGGGAAACCACGAUCCCCCGAGAGGCUGCACCCAGACCAGCAGAGCAAACCCAAUGCGCUUCUUUUCUCCGCGCUUUUCUUUAUUUCUUACUUAGAUCGACUGUAAUUUUUUUUUUCCUUCUGAUCAAUUGAGUCAUUGGCCUGGAGAUGAAGCAGCCGGGAUGGUGGCGACCUUCAGCCGCCGGAACAGCUGUACUUGUGGGCUUUUGGCUGCCAUUCUGCCUGAGCCAGGAGUCGCCCUCCCCCCCGCCUCAGGGCAGCACCCUCAAGUUCCGGCUGGCGGGUUACCCCCGCAAACACAACGAGGGCCGCGUGGAGAUCUUCUACAAGGGAGAGUGGGGCACCAUCUGCGACGACGACUUCACCAUAGCCAAUGCCCAUGUGCUGUGUCGUCAGCUGGGCUUCGUCACCGCCACGGGCUGGACGCACAGUGCCAAGUACGGCAAGGGGACAGGGAAGAUCUGGCUGGAUAAUGUGCAGUGUGGCGGCAGCGAGAAGAGCAUCGGGCUGUGCCGGUCCCGUGGCUGGGGAAACAGCGACUGUACCCACGACGAGGACGCUGGCGUGAUCUGCAAGGAUGAGAGGCUGCCUGGCUUUGUGGACUCCAACAUCAUCGAGGUGGACGAGAACCACUUCGAGGAGGUGCGGCUGCGGCCCCUAGCAGAAGGGGGUGCGAGGCGGAUGCCCAUCACAGAGGGAGUCGUGGAGGUGAAGCUGCAGGACAGCUGGACGCAGAUAUGUGGCCAGGGAUGGAGCCCGAAGAACUCCCGGGUUGUCUGUGGGAUGAUGGGCUUCCCCAGCGAGAGGAAGGUUAGGAGCACCUACAAACAAGUUAAACAGAUGAAAAAGAGAGCCGCAAAGCCCAAGGCUGCUGCUUCCUCAUCAUCCAGGGCUACUUUGAAAGUUAAAUCUCAUUCUAAAGCGAGCAACCCCAGGCCUCAGAAAAGGCACACAAAUGGCUUCCGCAUCCACUCUGUCGCCUGCACGGGGAACGAGGUGCACCUGUCUGUCUGCCCCCUGGAAAUCGCCAAGCGCAACAGCAGUGCCCCCUGUACCGGCGGAAUGCCGGCUGUGGUCAGCUGCAUGCCAGGACCCCUGUUCUCACAGGUCAAUGGCCAGAAGAAGAAGACCAAGACUGUGACCAAAGUGAGGCUGAAGGGGGGUGCUAAGAUUGGGGAGGGCCGCGUGGAGGUGCUGAAGAACAGGGAGUGGGGGACAGUGUGCGACGACCGCUGGAAUCUGCAGGCGGCCAGCGUGGUGUGCAGAGACCUGGGCUUCGGCAGCGCCAGGGAGGCCCUGACGGGGGCGCGCUUGGGCCAGGGGAUCGGCCCCAUUCACAUGAACGAGGUCAUGUGCACUGGUACCGAGAAGUCCAUCUGGAACUGCCCCUUCAAAAACAUCACGUCAGAGAACUGCAAGCACGCCGAAGAUGCGUCCGUCAGGUGCAACGUGCCCUACAUGGCCUACGAGGAAACGAUGCGACUCACAGGGGGGAGGACUCGCUUGGAGGGGCGCGUGGAGGUGCUGGCGACAGACAGGAAUGGGACGGAGGGCUGGGGGCUGGUCUGUGGAGAGGGCUGGAGCACCCGGGAGGCCAUGGUGGUGUGUCGGCAGCUGGGCCUGGGCUACGCUAAGAGCGGCCUGCCAAUCCGGAUUGUUGGCGGACGCACCAACUACGAGGGUCGGGUGGAGGUUAAGGUGGGGUCCAGGUGGGGCACUGUGUGCAGUGAAGGAUGGACCACGAAGGAGGCCAUGGUGGCUUGUCGUCAGCUAGGGCUGGGGUACUCCCUGCAUGCCAUCACAGAAACGUGGUACUGGGAGAGCAGUAACAUGACGGACAUGGUUCUGAGUGGGGUGAAGUGCACCGGUGAGGAGAUGUCACUCAGUCACUGCCAGCACCACGCCACGGUCACCUGCCAGAAGGCCGCGUCGCGCUUCUCCGCCGGUGUCAUCUGCUCCGAGACGUCGUCUGACCUGGUGCUGAAUGCCCCGCUGGUCGAACAGACGGCCUACAUCGAGGACCGGCCCCUGCACAUGCUCUACUGUGCCGCCGAGGAGAACUGCCUUUCCAAGUCAGCCGCCAGGGCCAACUGGCCCUAUGGGCAUCGGCGGCUGCUCCGCUUCUCCUCCGAGAUCCACAACAUCGGCCGUGCCGACUUCCGCCCCAAGGCCGGCCGUCACUCCUGGGUGUGGCACGAGUGCCAUAGGCAUUACCACAGUAUGGACAUCUUCACUCACUAUGACCUUUUCUCAGCCAACGGCACCAGGGUGGCGGACGGCCACAAGGCCAGCUUCUGCCUGGAGGACACUGAAUGCCAGGAAGGAAUCGCAAAGCGUUACGAGUGCGCUAACUUUGGCGAGCAGGGCAUAACUGUGGGCUGUUGGGACUUGUACCGUCAUGACAUUGACUGUCAAUGGAUCGACAUCACAGACGUAAAGCCAGGCAAUUACAUACUGCAGCUUGUAAUAAAUCCUAACUUCGAAGUGUCCGAGAGCGAUUUCACCAACAACGCCAUGAAGUGUAAUUGUAAAUAUGAUGGGCAUCGGAUUUGGCUGCACAAAUGUCACCUCUAUGAUGCAUUCAGUGAAGAAGCAGAGAAGAAAUUUGAACAGUACCCUGGGCAACUGAAUAAUCAAAUUUCAUAACUUAGCCACACCUCCAAGUAGAACAUGAAGGUGGUAGUGGGUAUUUUCACUGGGUUUCUGUUGCCCGUAUAGCCAUUUUAUUUCCAUCUCAAAGAAAAUGCCCAGUUGAACAUAAACAAAACAGCUCUGAUAAGAGUUGGGUGGUGCUGAAUGUCCAUUUUUUGUAAUUUUGAGAUAUUUCCCUUUAUCAGGGAUGGUGCAGCUUAUUUACAGCAAAUGCAUGAGAUGUAAGUAGUGUUAUUCAUCUAUUUUUACAAAAAGCUACCCUGUAUUGCCAUGAAAGCUAUAGGUCCUUGUUUUGAAAAAAUAUUUUAGGAAUUAAAUUGUAAAUGAAAUGUACAAAGACUAAACAUUUUAUAUUUUUGAUUAGUUCAUCAGGAUUCUUUUUAAACCAGUUAGCCAUCCAGAGCCACUGACAUCCAUGACAUAACACGUCAUCACCAAAUGACCAGACCUCUAUUGUGUUUAGAAUAAAAAAUACUGAUCUUACAAAAAUGUUCACUUGCAUGUCUCAAAAUAAAUUGUAAUUAAAACCAUAGAACAUUUGUUUUUGGUGGAUCCACCCCCAACAAUAUACUAGCGAAUAAAACCUGCCCAAAACAAAGUCCUCCAUAAAAUGUGACGUUUUGGCCCCA